Salvelinus fontinalis (brook trout) is the source of this 6947-nucleotide messenger RNA. Its product is annotated as phosphofurin acidic cluster sorting protein 2. Lineage: Eukaryota; Metazoa; Chordata; Actinopteri; Salmoniformes; Salmonidae. Gene Ontology annotation, molecular function: transmembrane transporter binding. Gene Ontology annotation, biological process: protein localization to plasma membrane. The coding region runs from base 173 to 3034 and encodes 953 amino acids. The record is from RefSeq and is a predicted model, not a curated record. The transcript is spliced from 25 exons.
UGCUUAAUAGCGCCCCGCCCAGAUUUGUGUUUGAACGCUUCUGUUUCAGCACUAUCUCGAUAUGCUAGCCUUGAGCUGCCUGCUACACUGACAAGUUUCUGCGAUAUAGCCGAGAGUGGCUACGCGAGCGAGCAUCACAGCCUGAUAGCCUGCUGCUACCCCGGGAGAGGCGAUGAUGGCGGCGGCCGUAGAGAGAGGAGGAGUGCGGGCCGCUUUCCUGAAUCCAGGUAGCGGCGGCGGGAUCGGUGGACCACCCCCGGCACCUAUGCCCACUGCUCCCGGAGCCGCGGUUGGAGCGGGUGGCAUGGGUUCGAAUUCUGGUGGGUCGGAUGGGCCCAUGCCUGUGCCUAUGAAUCUUUUUGCAACAUGGGAAAUCGACCGUUCUUCUCCGAGUUGUGUUCCAAGAUUGUGCAGCCUGACCCUCAAGAAGCUGAUUGUCCUCAAAGAAUUGGACCGGGAGCUUAGCUCAGUGGUGAUAGCUGUCAAAAUACAGGGCUCCAAGCGCAUCUUGAGGUCCAACGAGUAUGUCCUUCCUCCAGAUGGACUGAUGGAGACUGACCUUGAGCUAACCUUCUCACUCCAGUAUCCCCACUUCCUCAAAAGGGACGCCAACCGAUUGCAGAUCAUGCUGCAGAGGAGGAAGCGAUAUAAAAACCGCACCAUCCUGGGAUAUAAGACCUUAGCUGUGGGCGUCAUCAAUAUGGCAGAGGUGAUGCAGCAUCCGACAGAUGGAGCCCAGAUCCUGGGUCUCCAUAGCAACGUGAAGGAGGUGCCGGUGCGUGCGGCCGAGCUCAGCGUGUAUUCCCUGUCCAGUCAGCCCAUUGACCAUGAGGACGGCAGCGGGCAGCCAGGGACCAAGGCCAAAGCCUUAGAUCGCUCCCCGGAUAUGGACAACUACUCCGAGGAUGACGACGACAGCUACUCCUCGGAGCAGGAAGCUAGCGACGAUGCUGUUCAACCAGUGGACCUGUACGAUGAGGAUGAGGAUGUGCAAAGGAAGCCAAAGAAAAACCGGAGGAAAAUGAUUCGUACGACAUCCAUGACAAGGCAACCCAAUUUCAAACAGAAGUUUGUGGCCCUGUUGAAGAGAUUCAAAGUGACGGAUGAGGUUCUGGACUCGGACCCAGUGGACCAGACCCAGGAGGUGGAGGAGGAUCUGGACCUGCUCUAUGAUAGUCUGGAGGUUUACAACCAGAGUGACAGCGGCCCUGAGAUGGAGGACAACGAGAGUGUCCUCAGCACGCCCAAACCCAAACUCAAGCCCUUCUUUGAGGGAAUGUCCCAUUCGAGCUCCCAGACUGAGAUUGGGAGUCUACACAGUCAGAAGAGCCAGCCCAGGGACCUGGCCUGCAUCGGUGGAGAGCUGCUGUCCCCGGACAGGGCCAAAGUCCAAAUAGGGACCAAGUAUAUAGACGACAGCGCCGGAUUGGAGUCUCCUGCAGGGGACGCGGAGGAUGAGGAGACUAGGGCUGGCACAGGGCCAGGGGAGGCUAACCCCAACCACACUCCCAUCAGCUGGGACCUGAGCACGGACAAACUGCCCGGCCCAGUGGCCAAACUCUGCAAGACCGAGUCCCAGACACUCAUGUCGCCGAGUAAAACCGAGAACAAGCUGCAGAGGCGUCCUAGGAGCACGUCCAUGAAGGACCGGCAGAACUCCAAGGCCCAGAGUGACAGGACCAGCAGCAUCGACAGCGAGACAUCCCCGGAAUCCAGGAUCGCUGUCCAGGUCCCCAGGAAGUCGGUGUACGACCAGCUAAACCAGAUCCUUAUCUCUGACGAGCAGCUCCCCGAGAGCAUCAUCCUCAUCAACACCACAGACUGGCAGGGCCAGUAUCUAUCUGAGAUUCUCCAUGAGCACAGCCAGCCUAUCGUGUGCACCAUCUCUGGUGCGGAUGUCCAUGCAGCCUUCAACACCAUAGUCACCAGGAUCCAGAGAUUCUGUAACUGCAAUGCCCAGACACCCCCCACCAUCAAAGUGGCGGUGGCCGGCGACCAGAGUUACCUCAGCACCAUCCUCAGGUGCUUCGUGGAGCAGUUGGCCAACAAGACGCCGGAUUGGCUCAGCUACAUCCGCUUCCUGGUCAUCCCUGUCGGCACUCAUCCUCUGGCCAAACACAUGUCUUCGUUCGACAGCAAGUUCAACAACAUCUUCAUGGAUGCUGGCUGGAGGGACUUGUUUGGCAGACUGGAGGCCCCAACAUCAGUUUCCGUAGACAACAUUGAUGUAGCAGGCCGCGUGUCUCAGUACCUGGCUGGGGCCAGCGUCUCACACCAGUGUCCCAUCUCUGAGGCCAUGCUCACCUACAAACAGAAAAGGAAGAGAAGCUUGUAUUUUGAUUUUUACAUCAGCCCUGACGAGGACUCCUGUCAGAAGUUUGUGCCAUUUAUUGGGCUGGUGAAAGUGGGCAUCGUUGAGCACAACCUUUCAACCUCAAUGGACUCUGAUGAUGCUGUGAUGGGGAGCAUCAAUAUGCUGGCCUCCCCUCCCCCCCAGCCGGGACCACCCUACAUGAAGGACCUGACCUGCACCCCGCCCCCCUCCCCCUCCGUCUCAGCCACCCUCGCCGGAGCCGGCUCUCCGGUGACGGGCGGGGAGGUGAUGGGGCUCCAGGUGGACUACUGGGCAUGUCACGGCGUCGACAAGAAGAAGGAAGGCGAGAAGCGAGACGUGGGCAUCAAGAAUACCCUGAAAAGCAACUUCCGCUCGCUGCAGGUGUCCCGCAUCCCCAACGGGGGCGAGCUGACCCCUCCUCCCGGCAUGGCCAUGACGGUCGUCAUGAAGGAGAAGAACAAGAAAGUGAUAUUCCUGAGUAAAAAGCCCAAGGAGAAGGAUGUGGACUCCAAGAGCCAGGUGAUCGAGGGCAUCAGCAGGCUGAUCUGCACUGCCAAACACCAGCACACCAUGCUGAGAGUGUCCAUUGACGGUGUGGAGUGGAAUGACGUCAAGUUUUUCCAGCUGGCCGCCCAGUGGCCCACUCACGUCAAGCACUUCCCUGUUGGCAUCUUCGGCUACACCAAGCCUGCCAUGUGACAUAUCACUGCCACCUAAACCCAAGUAUGGGUAGCUGCAGCCCAAUAUGGCGACCGGAGUAUGGGCAAGCGGGUGUGUCGAAAGGAGUGGGUGUAUGGAAAGCUAAUCAGCUAAUUGGGCAUCGGCUAAUUGCCACUCAAGACCGUUUUGCAUGGCUGAUACGAGUCAAUAAGCCACCGACCAGCGGUAGCUAACAUGGCAAUUUUUUUUCUCUCCCAUGAUUUUGUUUCCAAUAGGAUAGAAGCCUACACAAGAAAUAACUAAUAUUGAUAACCAUUGAGAUUUCACAUUUGAUACAUACAUACAGUCUACUCAAUGGGCAGGGCAUGAAGGGCAACAACACCUGGACACCGUGUCCUUGCUCCUGCUUUGCCAAGCACUACUGUCCCGGCGUGAGAAGUAGCUAUUUAGUAGCCAAUAUCAGGGUGACAGUCACAGUGAGCAUACGCAUGCAAGCAAUAGUACACCCAUCAUCAGUACUUUUAAUAAAAAAAUAAACAAUUGUCAGUUUUACAACUUAAAAGGUACAAUUAUUUGUGUAAAACUAACAGCGAAAUACGAAUCAAACUCAAGUCCAAACUCUCUCUGUACGAUAGUUGUGUGGUAAGAACCGGAACAAAAAUAAAUCGUCUAACCCACUGAUUCUCAAUCCUGGUUCUGGGGACCCAAAGAGCUGCACAUUUUUGUUUUUUCCCUAGCAGUACACAGCUGAUUCAGAUGAUCAACUCGUGAGGAUUUGAUGAUUUGAAUCAGAUUUGUAGUGCUAGAGCAAAAAUCUAAAUGUGCACCCCUUUGGGUCCCCAGGACUAGGAUUGAGAACCAGUGGUCUAACCUAUAGCAGAGCGCUUUCGACACACCCACUCCUUUCCACACGCCCACUACUUUCCUUUCGACACACCCACUCGCCCAUACUCCGGUCGACAUAUUGGGCUGCAGCUACUCCCUUCUCUCUAAACCCUGACCCCAGAACAGCCCUUAUCUCCCAUAGAGAGAGACAAGCUGGAUUCCAUUCUGAAAAAUCACUCCUCUCCUUUAUGUUCUUUUGAUAUUUGUAUUUACUAGAUAUUGAGGCUAUAAAUAUGGUAACAGCUCCAUCAAGUGAAGAUUAUAGGUCCUUAUAUGCUGGUUCCCAAUGUUUCAAAAUUCAAUUAUUAGAAAUAGAUUUCUAAGUCUAAGUUUGAAAUGAAUCCAACUCUCCAUGGGCUCUCCAAGUUACAGAAGGUAGUGGGGAAAGCUGGGAGUAAUCCACCAGAUUGGAACCCAGCCGAGGCUGCUCUGACUAAGCAAAAAACGUAAACAAACCUUCUAGUCCUUUUCCUGUGGAAACUGUCCUAUUACAAACCUGUGUUCCCAGUAUAAAAUGGAUGUUGUUGUCAACGUCAAAUGUUACUGUUAUAUACACCAGCAAAAAAAGAAGGGAAAAAAUGUAUGCUGCCUUUUUAAGUAUAAUAGUGUAUAUUGUGGUUAGACACUUAUAAUGGCCACCGGUAAUGGCAGCUCUGUUGGCACUUUGUUUUGUUACUAUAUUAUUAUUUCUGUGAAAUCCUAUAUUGGUAAAUGUCCUGUAUAUAAUGCAAGAAGAUUGAAGGGGUGCAUUGGAGUGUGUUGGCAGUGUGUGCCGGGAGGCAGUGUGUGUUACUGAUAUUUAAGGGAAAGGGUGGGAUGCUAAGAGAGGAAUUGCUGUGAAAUUUGCAGAGGAACCCCUCUUGCUAUGGAGAGAUGUAUUUCGUUCUCUUUUUUUUUUAUUGAGAAAAGUGACUUAAGUUUUUGAUACACUACUUUCAAGCUAGUAUACUUGCCUUUUUUGAUUUCGAAGCGCAUUUUACGGAAACAGAAUAGGGACAAUCAGUUACCAAGAAACUUGGCACUGUAUAACGAGAGGCGUUCAUCAGAGAGUGGGAUGUAUCCUCAGACGAGUUCAAUGCAGGGACUUCACUUGUGAAUUUGUGAAGAGGGCCGUAGGUGCAUGCAAGAAUUUCUGGACACAAACGUGAAUAGGAGAGAGAAGAGUGAGAGAGAGGGGGAGGACAAGGAAAGAUGGAAACAAAUGUCUUGUUCCCAGUGCCCUGCUCUAACACACCUGAUUAACCUACUGUCUCUGCAAAGGGCUCAGCAGUGUAGUUUUCAGUAAUACCCUUCUCACACUACUACUGAGUUGAUCCAAGCUGUACUGCACUGGCCUGGUUAAGCAUCCAUUAUAGUUGCUGGAACUGUGUUCAAAACGACCAGGUGAAAAGAAAAUGCAGUUGAACACAUAGUACAGUUUGGCUUGGUACAGUAGUGUGAAAAGGGUAUAAGAAUUCCCCAGUGCGUUGCUCGGUUCUUAAAACUAUUUACCGGUGACUUUGAAGUGGUUCUUUUUUUCUAACUUCAUCCAUUCUGAAAGACAGCAAUCCCUUUACGAAACUAGCGUGCCGGUAUUCAGCGAUGAACAAAUUGCUGUCGACUGUUCUCUGUUUUUAUACUCUCUUUAAAGAUAGACCCACUCAUAGCGUUGAGUCAAAAAGGGCCACGGGCUUCAUUGGUUUUUAGGGAAUUGUCAGGAUUGACCCUGGGUGCAUUGUGAGGGACCGUUUUCAUGUCAGCAAUGUUUCUGUAUUGUGUGUUGAUGUUUUUUUUCAUGAGGUGUGUUUUCUCGUAGACCUAUGAGGGAAAUAACGCCCUGUGCCUCGUCAGUCGAGGCUAUGCAGGACACCGGAAGGAACUUGGAAGUCAAAACAUCAGAUUCCUUCCUUAGUUAUUUCGCCUCCGUCUUUUGACCUAGUAUGUUCGUGUUGUCUAAUGUGACUUGACACGAAAAUGCAUUUCAUUUGGAUGAAAGUGUGUGUGUUUGUGUGUGCAUGCGCUGAUAAGGGAUACUGUGUAACCCCAUUUGUCAAUUUCAACCCUUUGAAAACUAUGGCUUCACUUGCGAUUAGAUGCUACAUCUAUGGUAUUACAUUUUAUGUAUUUUUUGUUCAUCUUCAGUGGUAGCUGAUUUUAACAACAGUGUAUGUUACAGUAUAUUUUAUCCUCAUGCAUUGCUGACCGUCAAGGUGUCUCAUGUUUUGCCUCGGAAAGAGGAAAAGUCUUUGGUCAAUCCCACUCAUUUGACUGUACAAUGUUCCACUAUUUCAUGAUACAAAUAUACACUAUAUAUAUAAAAGUAUGUGGACACCCCUUCAAAUUAGUGGAUUCGGCUAUUUCAGCCACACCCAUUGCUGACAGGUGUAUAAAAUCAAGCAGAGCCGAGUAAUCUCCAUAGUCAAACAUUGGCAGUAGAAUGGCCUUACUCAGUGACUUUCAACGUGGCACUGUCAUAGGAUGCCACCUUUCCAACAAAUCAUUUUGUCAAAUUUCUGCCCAGCUAGAGCUGGUCAACUGCAUAUUCAUGCCCAUGAUUUUGGAAUGAGAUGUUCGAUGACCAGGUGUCCACAUACUUUUGGUCAUGUAGUGUAUGUAUGUAUCCAUAACUGAUACUUAAAUAUGUUCCACUACUUCAUAAUACAUAUUUAUAUUAUAGCACUACUUUUGGGAAGUCAAGCGGCACCAAGUAAUACCUAGGAAAAACUGGACAGUCUAAUAACUCCAACAUUGAGUUUUACAGCUCUUUUAAGUAUAGUUAAAGUUUGCAUAUGUUUUUGCACAAACAUUAUUUUAAAUGAUGUGAGAGUUUUUCUUUUUUAAAUGAACCACUAAAAGAAUACAAGGUAAAAUCUCUUGUUUUUAUGAUGUCAUGUUUCAUAUCAGUUUUUGUUUAUUGAAAUAUGUUUUAUUUACAUCUUACUCUUUAUUAAGUUUUUGUAUGGCCAUUUUAUUAUUCUAACCCUUUUUAAGAAAAGAGUUGAGCUCUUUUGUAAAGAAAUUCUGUUUGGAAAUUGGGUUUUGAAGUGUUGUAAGUGAAAAACAGGCUAUUAAAGGAGUGUUGAGAGAA